GAGGAAAAAAACUCCGCAUCAGUUACUGAUAGAAGCAUCACUCUAAGCAAAGAAAAGGGUGAUCGCCAUCUCAACACGUUUUCGCAGAAAAGCUUGGUUCUCUCUUCACCUUCUCCACCUAAUUAGACUCCCGCUGCUGUUUGUCUUCUAGGGUUUGGCCUCGUCUGGUUACUUUCUUCUUCUUCUUCUUCUUCUUCAGGGUGCAUUUCCGAUCGGAGUUCUGCUUGGAUAUUUAAAGCAGCGUUCCACUUCACUUUGACAUUUUCUCAGUACGGAGUAGUAAUUGAGGAUUAAUCACUGUCGGCGAAGCUGUCUUGAAGAAUUAAUCUUCAUGUUCCGGGGCUGGACUUGAAUUGUUUGAGCUGGACUUUUUUCUCCCCCCUUUUACUCGAUCAUGUCCUGCUCCGCUUUCUUAGGAGAGAUCCAAUUCGGUUUUGGAAUUCAUCCUAUUCGUCCAUAUCUGCUUACAAAGUCGUUUGCUUCGUAAGGAAUUUAAGGAGACCUUUUGUUCUUUGAAUUGCUUUUGUGAAGGGGAAAAAAAGCGAUCAACUUUUGUAUCCAAUUAUCAGAGCCGGAUCGUCUUGUUCUCUUAAAAAUAUUUCCUUGAAGGGAAGUGGGUUAAUAGCAUGGCACAAGUUGAUGUGGACUCUGAGACUACUUCUAGAAUGGCAUCUGGUAGUAUACUGGAGAAUGGGGAACUUUUGAGUUGGGAGGCUAAUGGAAAUCCUAACAGGGAUGAUGAAGAAUCCCCAUAUAGGAAUUUACGCUUUCCUACAGAGGGAAGUCUUGCCAUGGAUGAAGAUCCAAAUAGUCCCACCUCUCAUUUGUUUUCAUUCGCUCCAACUGCUGCUGAAUCAAAGUGGAGUGACACCAGCUCAUAUGCCACAAAAAAGAAGGUAUAUUCUUGGUUUCAACUUUCCAAUGGGAACUGGGAGCUUGCAUCGAUAAUUUCCACCUCUGGAACUGAAUCAGUGAUAUCAUUGCCUGAGGGAAAAGUUCUAAAAGUAAAAUCUGAAAAUCUGCUACCGUCAAAUCCUGAUAUUCUUGAUGGGGUUGAUGAUCUAAUGCAACUAAGCUUUCUAAAUGAACCGUCAGUUUUGAACAAUCUUCAAUAUCGCUACAGCAGAGAUAUGAUAUAUACAAAAGCUGGACCAGUUCUUGUUGCCAUUAAUCCAUUUAAGAAAGUUCCAUUAUAUGGGAACAAUCACAUUGAGUCAUAUAGGCGUAAAUCAAUUGACAGCCCACAUGUGUAUGCCCUCACUGAUAAUGCAAUGAGGGAAAUGGUGCGAGAUGAAGUAAAUCAGUCUAUCAUUAUAAGUGGGGAAAGUGGAGCAGGAAAAACAGAGACAGCAAAGAUUGUAAUGCAAUACUUGGCUGCACUUGGUGGAGGAAGUGGAAUAGAGUAUGAAAUUCUGAAAACAAAUCCCAUCCUGGAAGCCUUUGGUAACGCAAAAACAUUGAUGAAUGAUAACUCAAGUCGAUUUGGAAAACUGAUUGAAAUCCACUUUAGCCAGACAGGAAAGAUAUCAGGGGCAAAUAUUCAAACCUGUAAGGUCACAUCCCAUAUAGGUUCUUGAGAUGAAUUUUCUAAUUACUUUGAUGAUGAUAUGACAAUUAACAUAUGUGAUGCAUCUUUUUCUGGUCUGCAAAUGCUGCUCUUUAUUUUCGUAGUUCUACUGGAAAAGGUAUUCGUUUUCUUCCUUUGUUAUAAAUGGUCUACUCAUUUGUCUCUUAUGCAAAUAACUUUUAACUUGUUAUUUGCAGUCAAGGGUUGUACAGUGUGCAGAGGGAGAACGGUCAUAUCACAUCUUUUAUCAACUUUGUGCAGGAGCACCACCUGCCCUCAGAGAAAAGUUACAUUUGAAGGGAUUAAAUGAAUAUAAUUAUUUGAGACAAGGCAAUUGUUACUCCAUAUCUGGGGUUGAUGAUGCUGAACAGUUUCGAGUUGUAGUGGAAGCUCUUGAUGUUGUCCACAUUAGCAAGGAGAACCAGGAGAGUGUAUUCUCAAUGCUAGCAGCUGUCUUGUGGCUAGGGAACAUAUCUUUUACAGUUAUUGACAAUGAGAACCAUGUCGAACCUGUUGUUGAUGAAGGACUAUCUUGUGUUGCUUCUUUACUGGGAUGUGACGUUGAAGCAUUAAAGCUGGCUUUAUCAACUCGAAAGAUGAGGGUUGGAAAUGAUAAUAUAGUUCAAAAGCUUUCUCUAACUCAGGCCAUUGACACCAGAGAUGCCCUUGCGAAGUCAAUUUUCUCUUGUUUAUUUGACUGGUUGGUCGAACAAAUUAACAAGUCACUUGCAGUUGGGAAACGUCGAACGGGGAGGUCUAUUAGUAUUCUUGAUAUUUAUGGUUUUGAAUCAUUUGAGAGGAAUAGCUUUGAGCAGUUCUGUAUUAAUUAUGCUAAUGAAAGGUUGCAGCAGCACUUUAAUCGACACUUGUUCAAGUUGGAACAAGAGGUUACAUCCUUUUCUUAUAUGCCUUGUAUUCAAUGGAUGCCAUUCCAGCUUAAUCUGACAUGCUGUUUCCUAGAAUAUCUUGCUCGAUAUCCUACUUUUGGCAAUUUUCAAGGAGAUAUAAUGGAAACACUGCAGAGAGUUUUCUUUUGGGGUGGGGUUUAGAGGUCAUAGUGAACAUUAGUGGAACCAGAAACAAGAGCAGCAUCCGGAAGCAUAGUCUGAAAAGAACUUUUGUUUAUUUUCUAUAUGAGCUGUUUUGAUCGAAUCAUGGAGGAGGUUGUCUCUUGCUUUCUUAGUAAAUAUAUGGUUAAGUAUCCAAUAAAAAAAUCGCAAAUAAGUGUGCAAACCAGAUGGAAUUUCAUCAUAUUUACACUGUGCUUAAUCCAUAUCUUCAACAUGAGAAAUUGAGAAUAUAAUCCUGGAGCUUUAUCAGUUCCUCUGGUUGUGUUGCACUCACAUUUGUUGUAUGCAGAAGUGUUCUUAGUCUUAAGCAGAAUUUAGAUUCUUAGACAACACUCUACGGCCUAUGCUGAGGUGCAUUCUC
Molecule: messenger RNA, 2998 nt
Organism: Cuscuta campestris
Lineage: Eukaryota; Viridiplantae; Streptophyta; Magnoliopsida; Solanales; Convolvulaceae
Source: the annotation of a GenBank genome assembly